AUGAAUAGCCCUGUGCCUGCAUGGAUAAUUUUGGAGCGCCAAACGAUGGCGGAGGGCAUACGAGCUCACGCUCUCCGUCAAGCCCAUCUGCAGCGCAGCUUGAGGGCGCACUUUACAGAUCUGUGGGAGAAGAAGUGGUCAGUGGAGGAAGUCGUACCUUCGCUAUCCCUCGGUGGGCACCCAGAUCUUGAUUUGGGCGCUGAAGACAACGACGGAGGCGAGGAGGCAAGGGACGAUGACGCUGGGGGCAACAUUUGGGACAGGGAGCCGAUAGCCAAAGGGCCGGAAGCAGCCGGUAACACAUAA
Molecule: messenger RNA, 306 nt
Organism: Coniophora puteana RWD-64-598 SS2
Lineage: Eukaryota; Fungi; Basidiomycota; Agaricomycetes; Boletales; Coniophoraceae
Exons: 1
Coding region: 1-306 (101 amino acids)
Source: RefSeq, a predicted model, not a curated record